Molecule: messenger RNA, 1218 nt
Organism: Diaporthe batatas
Lineage: Eukaryota; Fungi; Ascomycota; Sordariomycetes; Diaporthales; Diaporthaceae
Exons: 2
Coding region: 1-1218 (405 amino acids)
Source: RefSeq, a predicted model, not a curated record
AUGCACGCUGUGGCGUUUUUCAAGUUCAUGGCCAACCUCGAUCUUUCUGAGAACGGAUAUGCCUUUGUCUUUCUUGACGCCGACGUCUUCUUCACUGGCUCACUCGACCCAUUCGGCGUCAUGCUUCCGUUGUCCAAUACGACAUGGGAUCUCCAGUUCCAGUCCGACGGUGGGUCAGGCAACCUGAAUAUUGGCUGGUACUUUGCGCGCCCGACGCCAAUUACGCGGAUGUUCUUUCGUUUAAGCUUCGCGCAUUGGAUACAUACCAAGACGGACGAGUGGGAUCAGCUGGUAAUGAAUAAAAUCAGAGAUGGGAUGCUGGCCAAGGAAGCCGCUCUGGCCGCCGAAAUCAGCGCAGGCUCGAAUAAGACGAGCGCACCAAGUACACCGCCGCUUCGUAUACACAUGGUCGAGUUGAAGCAUUUCAGGAAUUUCAUGCUGGAAUUGUGGAGUCCAGAGCUUUUCGGAAACCAGACUGCCACCGACGAUUACGUAUCCAACGCAGCCGCGAUUCACUACACAUGCGUCCAGCACGACCUCAAAGAAUAUUUUGGGUUGAACUACGGCGGUUUUGGCGACCUUGAUGGAUACUACAGUAAGCCGCCGCCGAUUCUACGUCCCUUUGGGAUCAGCGGCACGUCGGACGCGGUGCACAAGCAGGUCGCCUUCGCGCUGGCGCUGGGGAAGAAGACCAACCGCACAGUCGCCUGGCCCGACACCGUCAACGUUUUCCAAGGAUGGGACGACGGAACGUAUCACUUCCAGCCGCGCUUUCCUGGCGUUAAGGCCGUCAGCUGGCCGUCAGCCAAGGGCGCGGGAUAUGCUGUCGUCGAGGGGCAAUAUCUCCAAAAUCGUCUGCGCGAGGGGCUUGACCCACCAACGGAUGAGGGUCACUGGAGCCUGAAGGAAUAUGUUGAACAGGCGGACAGCGCUCCUAGUGACAAUUGGCUGGAUUCUUUGGCCCGUAAAUUGGUAGCCAAGGAAGGCUUCUCCGUUGUCAACCUUGACUUUACUGAUGUAGGGGCAGAAUGGACCCCACUGGUGGAUCCCAGCGAGGGUGAAAAGCCGGGGUUUGACGAGUUGGUACGGGAAGUCGAGGCAAAAUUCCACAGGGUCUUUAAGGAUUCGGGCAUGGAAGAAUUUUCAUCAUCGCCAUUAGCAGAGGUGGGCAUGUGCCGAUGGGUGAAUGGCGGAGACGCAUGUUUAGCGAACUGUUAG